Messenger RNA from Gaeumannomyces tritici R3-111a-1, 228 nucleotides. RefSeq lists its product as hypothetical. The transcript has a single exon. The coding region runs from base 1 to 228 and encodes 75 amino acids. The record is from RefSeq and is a predicted model, not a curated record. Lineage: Eukaryota; Fungi; Ascomycota; Sordariomycetes; Magnaporthales; Magnaporthaceae.
AUGGCAUACGAAGGGACAUCCUACGAAGGGAUGCCGCCCAGCCAAGACUACGAAGGCCAGGAGGAGUACGCGCCGGCACGAGGGCAAACUCCUGUCGACAUCAACCUCGUGGGCAACACGACCCUGGAUUCUGAUUCCUCCGGCAACGAAGUGAACCCCAAAUACCUUCAACUCACAAAAAAGGAGCAUCGGAAGAAGAAGUCCUCGAGGGAUAGCAAAGGAACCUAG